AUGGUGCGUCAGCUCCACGAUGGUAUGGUGGCGCGCGUCACGGACAACGGAACUGUCUUAGAGAUAUUCGAAGUAUCACACGGAAUAAAGCAGGAUUGCGCCCUCUUGUCAACGCUCUUCAGUCUUAUGUUCUCUGCCAUGCUGAUGAACGCUUACUGUGACGAAUGUCCCGGGAUCCCUAUGGCUUACGGGUCGGACGGUCACCUCCUCAACCACAGGCGCAUGCACUUCCAGUCGCGUGUAUCCACAACCACCGUCCACGAACUCCUCUUCGUCGGCGACUGCGCCCUUAACACCACCUCUGAGGUGGACAUGCAAAGGAGCAUGGACCUCUUCGUCGCCGCCUGCGAGAACUUCGGCCUGAUCAGCAACACUGAGAAGACGGUGGUCAUGCACCAAUCGCCACCCAACACUGCCCACAAUGCGCCGCAAAUCACCCUGAACGCGACCCAAAUGCAAGUGGCGGAUAACUUCACGUAUCUGGGCUGCACCCUCUCCCGCAGCACCAAAGUCGACGACGAAGUGGCCCGCCGUAUUUGCAAAGCCAGCGGAGCCUUCGGCCAUCUGCAGAACACCGUCUAG
Molecule: messenger RNA, 582 nt
Organism: Spirometra erinaceieuropaei
Lineage: Eukaryota; Metazoa; Platyhelminthes; Cestoda; Diphyllobothriidea; Diphyllobothriidae
Source: the annotation of a GenBank genome assembly